Messenger RNA from Girardinichthys multiradiatus, 2401 nucleotides. It is a transcript of the gene spryd3, whose product is annotated as SPRY domain containing 3. Gene Ontology annotation, molecular function: protein binding. The record is from RefSeq and is a predicted model, not a curated record. Bases 288 to 1544 code for a protein of 418 amino acids. NCBI's taxonomy places the organism in Eukaryota, Metazoa, Chordata, Actinopteri, Cyprinodontiformes, Goodeidae. The transcript has 12 exons.
GUUCAGGUGUGGGUGUGGAAAGUGAAACUGAACUCAAAAAGAGUCCAAUCACAGAUAAUUCAGCUGAAAUCAGGAUGAACCCAAAGGGUUGCACACACACACAUCCGGGAGUCAGGAUUGGUCAAACCCUUAACACCGCUUAUGAACUCUUGCUGCUAUUGGCUGUCGAAAAGAAGGAGACAGUGACGUCAGAUGGAAGCGCCGAACCCCAGUUUCCAAAGUUUUGUUGAAUGCUAAGCUUAGCUGAUGGACGACAGUGAACCUCUGUCCUCAUUAACGGCCCACGGAUGGAUGACAUCAACGUUCUACACCACAGAUGCCUUCUCAAUUUGAGGCGUAGAAUUCGAGAUAUAGGAGAUGGUCGCCCAGCGCAGGAGCGAUGCAUGAGGUUGCAGAAGGAUGGAGACACACUCAGUUACCAAGGGAACUCCGAGGAGGUGGGUUGCUAUGUGGCUGGCCAUCCUUUAUCAAAGGGAAAUUGCUACUUUGAGGUAACGAUAGUGGACACAGGAGUAAGGGGAACCAUUGCUGUGGGCCUGGUGCCUAAGUUCUACAGACUGGACCACCAGCCGGGCUGGCUGCCAUACUCUGUAGCUUACCAUGCUGACAACGGCAAGUUAUAUAAUGGUAACCCUGUUGGAAAGCAGUUUGGGCCAAAAUGUGCUCGCGGUGACCGCAUUGGCUGUGGCAUACACUCAGAAAAUACAGAAGCUGGUCUUACUACUGUCUUUUUCACGAAGAAUGGCGGAGAGGUGGGUUCAGUAGAGGUUCCGGUGUCAUCGGAGGGCCUUUUCCCCGCUGUAGGCAUGCACUCCAUGGGGGAGGAGGUGAAGGUCGACCUGCAGGCGGAGUGGCUCUUAGAGGAAGACGAUACCAUGAUGAUGGUUGACAGCCACGAAGACGACUGGGGACGGCUUAAUGACGUCAGAGUCAGCGGCAUGCUUCUGGAAUAUGUUGGCAAAGGAAAGAGCAUCAUGGACGUUGGUUUGGCCCAGGCCCGCCAGCCGCUCACCACCCGCUGCCACUACUAUGAAGUGGAGAUAGUUGAUGCUGGGGAGAAGUGCUAUAUUGCCCUGGGCUUGGCAAGAAGGGACUAUCCUAAGAACAGACACCCCGGGUGGAGCCGAGGGUCCGUCGCCUAUCAUGCAGACGAUGGGAAGAUCUUCCAUGGCAGUGGAGUUGGAGACGCUUUUGGUCCCCGCUGCUUCAAAGGGGACAUCAUGGGCUGCGGCAUCAUGUUCCCGCGAGACUACAGCCUGGACGGAGAAGGUUCAGCUGAUGUGGAGGACUGUGAUCAGCUGGAGGGCCACCCCAGUCAAGAGGGCGUCCAGAAUGUUCUGUAUCUUAACGACGAAGAGGAGGAAGAGGGGGAAGAGAUCGCUCAGGAACAGCAGGGAAGGAAGGUGACGGUGUUUUUCACCCGGAACGGGAAGCUCAUGGGCCGACGGGAGAUGGCGGUUCCUCCUGGGGGUCUCUUCCCCACCGUGGGUAUGCUGAGCAGCGGUGAGAAAGUCAAGGUGGACCUGCAUCCUCUCAGCGGAUGAAUUGAGAGAACACAGGCCAGAGCACGCACCAUUCAACUACACACAUGCACGUCUUCCUCUGCACUGCAUUGGUCAUCGCAGUUACAUCAGACCACCAGCUCUGCAGCUGUACAGUGCAGGAAAUUUCCAAUGGUUAAUGGUUAAUUCUAUGCAAUCUGCACUGCUAUCAUCCUAUUAUAUCCUAUCCUUCUGCAUGCACUUUGUAUCUGAAAUACUGAGCUGGUAAACCUCCUCAUGAGGUCUGGCUUGCUUUAUUUCAUUUGUCAUGACCCGUAGCGAAGCAGAGUGAGGCCAACGACAGUUUGUUUCAGGGAACAGGACCUCCUGCCUGCUUCUCGGCCAUCCCUCUGGGCGAGGCUGCCCUCCUCUAAGCAAUCAGGGACUUCACGUGCUGUCCUCCCACAGCCGGCUGGGCAUCAGCCAUGGGGCUCCUUAGUUUCCUCAGAAAGGCAGCCUCUUGCAAAGUUCUCCUCAAAUCAGUAUUGAGAAAUGAACCAAGCAUUCGAUGCAUCUGCUGAGCAGCAUCACGUCGGAUAUUUACUGAGAGCUUAAUUUACAGCCAUAUUCCAAAUAAAAACGGGUCAGAUACAUUUUCUACAUGGUGUCUUUGAAAAAAAAAAACUAUUUAAAUGAAUUUAUCGCGUUCAGGGAAUAUGUGUGUGUUUUAGCACUCUGUGAAGAUUAAAUAGAUAAACUUGGGCUUUAUAUUCUGGAUCCAAAUGGUAAGCAAGGUCAGAAAUUUUAAGAACCAGUCCAACAUCAAGUUGAUUAAUUUAUGCAAUUCACAAAAAGAAGUGUGAGUAAAAGACUGUUGUUAAUUGCCUUUUAACAUCUGGAAGGAAGUAAAGAGUGACGAA